This is a messenger RNA of Didymodactylos carnosus, 327 nucleotides long. The record is from the annotation of a GenBank genome assembly. NCBI's taxonomy places the organism in Eukaryota, Metazoa, Rotifera, Eurotatoria, Philodinida, Philodinidae.
AUGGCAGAUGAAGAUAUUAGUUUGGAUUUCCUUAAUAAGCAAGCAAGUGCUACUAUUCAACACUACUCAAGACGUGAUGUACGUAAUAGUCGACGACGUGCUCGAAGAGCUGAAAUAAGAACUAAUCAACCGGGUUUUUCAUUCGAAAUUAAGCUUCAAGCUGAGGACGAAUCCUCAAGCAAUAAUGAAACAGAUAAUGAAGAUCAACAAUGUUAUAAUGAAUUAGUUGAAUUUAACCAAAGGACAGAAUUUGAUUUACUAUCUUUUGAAACUGAUCGUAAGCACAACGCCUCAUUUUAUUUUAGUUACUUCUUCGAUUCGUGCUAA